CAAAUACUUUCCCCGCAUCAAUAGUUUUAAAUGAAUGGAGAAAACCUCGAAAUUUCACCAAAUUCGGAAGAUUAGGUGUCUUAUAUAACACUAAUCACAAAUCAAAUUUUGUCAGUAGUCUAUACAUCUCAUUUCUUCCCGAUGUUGUUCUUUGAAGAUUGGUAUAAUAAAAUCCCCAUAGGUUCAGCUCAGUAUAGUACCCAAGCAGUUUGAGUAUCCAGACUGAAUGUUCGUCAACGUAGGUUAGGAAAUAUAUUAAGUGUCCUUAUCCAUUGACUACCUUGACGCGCAGUUACAACUGGUGUAAGAGUUGGUUAAAAGAAACCAGUUCAUGUAAACAUCAACUGAUGAACUUGGCCAUCUCGGUAGGUGAAGGCUACCUGGCUGUGGUUCACAUGGUCAUCAUAACCAAUGAUCGGAGACUGGGUGACAUGGUUCAGAUACUCUUUGUCUUCUCUUGGGUCUGCGGUUUCUAAGUUAUCGUACAAACUAAUGCAUUUUUGAAGAUGCGAUUUCAGAGGCAUCGAUUGAUACAUUAUCUUUUGUGUUGCCACAGCUAUUAUAACCACUUCUAUUGUUAUAAGGAUGGUCCCUUCAAUUUUGUCUUGCUGAACUAUUGGAGUUCGUCAGCUAGAAUUAACGUACUCAUGUGACAGGAUCUACGUUGAAUAUGACUGACCAAUGUUCGGUGAAUGAGUAUACCUUUUAUGUUGGCAAUAUAUUUACUCUUGUAAUAGACCACCAUCACUAACCUUAGAUUUAUUUAGGGCUUUUCGAAGCAGCGUUAGAAACUAGUAUUACCCUCAAUAGGAUAGUCGAUUCAAAGUGAUGAAUGGUUCAGUAAGCUCACUUGUAUUUCUUUUGUUUGUAGCUGAACUUUAUUAUUGAUUGUAUUAUAAAUCAACAAAUAGUAUCAAUCCCUCUAACUAGGUAAUGAAUGCUAAUAAUAAUAAUAGAGUGUCUUAUUACGUACAUAAGUAUAUGAGUGCCGUGAUGUUUUCGAAGCGAAAUCUGAUUUAGAGACUAGUCUCUAAUCUGAAGAUUCCGUAAUCUGAGCGCUUGCAUUUGUGCAUUUUUAAAAAUAAAAUGUAACACUAUUCUUCGUUUUUAGGUUAUGAUAUGCUCAAAAUACACUUCUAAUUUGUUCCAUAAUGUGUUUCGCUGGGCUUCCAGUCAGGUGGUUCUCAAUAGUACAAAUAUACCAGACUUAAAAGGACCGAGGUCUUUGAAUGCUGUUGCAGAGAAAACCCCACAACCAAAUAUUUUGGGCCAUCAUGUAAUUACAGAGGAAUGUUUGACUUCAUUAGUGGAAGAUAAACAAUAUUACGAAACCCCCAUUCUUCAUUUGCUCUCACGGAGAAACAACGUGAUUGCAACAUUAACUGACUGUAAUGGACGAGUCCUGAAUGGCACUAGUUGUGGUGCCGAAGGUUUUCGGAACGCUCGUAAAAUGUCUACUGUUGCUUUUCAAACUGUGGGUAUCUCCAUAGGACUGAAGGCGAAAAAACUUGGGAUUGGGGCUGUGCGUGUUGUAUUUAAUGGGUUAGGGUCAUGUAGGUUGCCUGUGCUCUCAGGUUUGAAUAUCUCGGGACUAAAGAUGAUCUCUCUGACGGAUGAUACAAAAGUUCAUUAUGGCCAUGGAAGAAGACCUAGAAAACAACGUAGGGUUUAAAAGGAACUUUCAUAUCACUUAAUGUAAUCAUAGUAGUGGGAGUGUACAUAAAAUAAACCCUAAAUUUUGGGCCAUUUGUGAAUCUUCUGUGUGUAGUUGCAAAUUACUUUUCAAGUUUAUGUUAAUGAAGCGUUUAAAGAUUCUAUUUACUGGCUAGAAUGUUGGUCAAACUGCCACAUUUGAUAUAAAAAUGCAUCACUACUAAUGAAGAUGUGUAUCUUAUCGAAAAUCUCAGAAACUCAAGGCAAUUGAGAAAAGACGCUUAAUUAGUUCUCUGUCCAAAGUUCUUUCCAAUAAAAGUUAACAUGAACUACCAAAUAAUUGUAUUACUAAUUGCUGUAUACUUGAGCUAGGUAAGUAUUGAGGUAAGAGUCCCAUGGGAUGCCACCGGUCACUCGUUAUAACUUCAAUUUUACUGAGGCCCAACUUUCAUAUGUACUAACUACUUCGGCAAUUCCAUGAACACGUGAGAAAAGCAGUAAAAUCAACCACAAUUCGCAGUCGCAAUGCGCACCAUGGAACAAUGAUUCGUGUAAAUGCAGUCGGUCCC
This is a messenger RNA of Schistosoma spindalis, 2222 nucleotides long. NCBI's taxonomy places the organism in Eukaryota, Metazoa, Platyhelminthes, Trematoda, Strigeidida, Schistosomatidae. The record is from the annotation of a GenBank genome assembly.